UGCAGCCCGUCCUUCGGUCUUCACCGCAUCAUGUGCUUCAUCGCCAACACGUCACGCAAAGGUGAAUCUUCUUCUUUAUGUGUUCCUACAAUUUCCUAUGUUGAAUGGUAUGCUACUUCAUACUCUUUCAUAUGUCGAGAGUGGAUUUGGUGACCGGGUGUAUACGUGAGCACGCGGUCUUUACCGUUGGAUCUGCUUUAAGAUACUAGCCUCACAAACGGAGCCAAACGGUGUCAAACCUCCUUUUUCUAAUCCCUCUCUCUUCUUCUUCCUUUCCCCAUAAGCGAAAUAGUGCCCUCGUCUUCUACAUCCCCUAGAUCGAAUCAGUGUCCCCGUCUACGAUGUGGACGCCGCCAGGCUCCUCGCCUCCUUCAAGGUCUUUGACGGCGUGCGCGUCCACGGCAUCCAGCCCCGCGGCUCGCCCCCCGCCGACGGGCUCGCUGUCGCCGUGUUCGGCGAGAGGAGGGCGAAGCUUCUCAGGAGUGGAUUGGGGGCAUCAGCAGUGGAUUUGGUGGGGCGGACGCGGUGGAUUUUGGGUACUGACGGCGCUCGAUGCGGUGCUGCCGCCAGGCAAGAGGCGGGUGGGGAUUGGGUCGGAGGGCGCGGUGCCCCGCCGGCCGGGAAGAAGAACGGCCCGUCACUUCUUCGGCGCCGCCCUCGACAGCUCCUCGUGCACGCCACCACAGGGAGCUGCCGACGUCCGCCGGAGCAGCUCCUCGCGAGCGCCUUCUCCCCAACCGCGGCAAUGGCUGCGACCAAACGUGGGAGUCUGUGCGGGCACGGCUACCUACUAGAAAUCCCCUGUUUUCUUCUCCGCCUUCAGUCUAUGGCGCGGCAAGCUCGGCUAUAUCUGGAAUAAUCGUCCCCACUCGAGCAGAAGCUGUUGGCCGGAAAGGAAGGCCUAGGGGACCUGCAAUCCCAGAUGAACCCAUCAGUGGGCGAGGUGGACGACGAUUGCGACAUGGCUAUGGAGCUUUGCCACAUGCAAGAACCCCAGAAGCUUGGUGUGCUUCGGUUUGCUGAUGAAUGGCGUCGUAGGGCGCUCAAGUAGCGUGCACCGUCCCUGCUCUUACACCGGUCUACAGCAGCUAGGCGAUGGCGCGCGGCUCUCUCACUAUCUAGCGCGCGCACCGUGGUUGGAAGGGGUUGCCUGUCCGUGGCUUCCUCCGGCGCUGGCGCGGGAGCGACGGUCAGGGGCGCCGUCAUCGUGGACCGCGGCGCUGCUAAAGGCUUCUGGAGCUGCACACACGCGGCGAUGGUUCUGGCAACAACUCAAUUUGGACGUGCCCGCCGCUCUUCGGCGCGUCCGUCGCGAACUCCGAUUGCUGUAUCCGAUUUUUUUCUUUUCAAAGUGGAUGGAUAUGAUGCAGAGAGGAUAAGCAUUGGGUUGGGACGGGAUCCGAUUUUUUUUC
Lolium perenne is the source of this 1412-nucleotide messenger RNA. Lineage: Eukaryota; Viridiplantae; Streptophyta; Magnoliopsida; Poales; Poaceae. The record is from RefSeq and is a predicted model, not a curated record.